UUUACAACAAUGCCACCGUAUUCUCAUUUCCUUCUUCAAUCGAUCAAUCUGUCAAUAAAAAAAAACAGUUAUUAACUAACUAACUACCACAUUCUCUCCAUUUUCUUUCUUCUCUCUUACUCAAAUGGCACGAGUGAACCUGGACGGAAACCCAAUCCCGCCGGUAUCAAUAUGCAUGAUCGGCGGCGGUGGAUUCAUCGGAUCACACCUCUGCGAAAAGCUAAUGUCCGAAACUUCUCACAAAGCCAUAGUUAUUGAUGUAUCUUCCGACAAAAUCAAUCACCUCCUUCAUAACUCUCUUCCUUGGGCUAACCGUAUCGAGUUCCAUCACAUGAAUAUCAAGAACGAUUCGCGCCUUGAAACUCUCAUCAAAACCUGCGAUCUUACUAUCAAUCUUGCUGCGAUUUGCACUCCCGCGGAUUAUAAUACACGGCCUUUGGACACUAUUUUCAGUAAUUUCAUUGAUGCCAUUCCGGUGAUUAAAUUUUGCACUGAGAAUAACAAGCGUUUGAUUCAUUUUUCCACUUGUGAGGUGUUUGGGAAAACUAUAGGUAGCUUUCUGCCUGAGGAAUAUCGAAAGGACCCCCAAUAUUACGUGCUCAAAGAAGAUGUUAGUCCUUGUAUUUUUGGUCCUGUUGAGAAACAAAGAUGGUCUUAUGCAUGUGCAAAGCAAAUGACAGAUAGGCUAAUUUAUGCUGAGCAUGCGGAGAAUGGCCUAAAGUUCACUAUUGUGAGACCUUAUAACUGGAUUGGGCCUAGAAUGGACUUCAUUCCUGGUGUGGAUGGCCCAAGUGAUGGUGUCCCCAGAGUUUUAGCUUGUUUCAGUAAUAAUCUCCUGCGGGGCGAGCCGCUCAAACUCGUUGAUAGUGGACACUCCCAGAGAACUUUUCUCUAUAUCAACGAUGCAAUUGAAGCUGUUAUGUUAAUGAUUGAUAACCCUGACAGGGCAAAUGGACACAUCUUUAAUGUGGGAAACCCAGAUAAUGAAGUAUCUGUGAAGGAACUAGCUGAGCUUAUGAUACAGGUAUAUGCCAAAGUGGCUGAUGUACCUGCCUCUAGUUUAUCAACUCUGGAUGUGAGUUCAGAGGAAUUCUAUGGUAAAGGCUAUGACGACAGCGAUAGGCGCAUCCCAGACAUGACAAUUAUCACAAGGCAGCUUGGUUGGAAGCCAAGUACAUCUCUUGAUGAACUGUUGGAUUCUACUCUCCAAUAUCAACAUCAGACAUAUUCUCAUGCUAUCAAGACAGAACUAUCAAAACCUUCAACUUGACUAACUGCAACAAGUUGAAUUGAAGAUUUAGUUUACUUCUUAUUUUUAUGUAAACAUGUCACUGCCAUGAAUGAGAGGCAAUCUGAUAAAUGUAUAUGAUGCACUAAUUGUGAAGUCUAGAUCACAAGUCUAGUGUAGUAUAUCUAUAGUCAUAUAUCUUCUGCUAAUUCUUCUUGUAACUCUAGCUUUUUUAUGCAAAUCCUUCCCUUUUUUGUCUUU
Cicer arietinum (chickpea) is the source of this 1489-nucleotide messenger RNA. RefSeq names its product UDP-D-apiose/UDP-D-xylose synthase 2. The record is from RefSeq and is a predicted model, not a curated record. Lineage: Eukaryota; Viridiplantae; Streptophyta; Magnoliopsida; Fabales; Fabaceae.